ACCCUAGUACAUCUGUGAUGGAGAGGGAGGUCGAACCGCCUGAUCUGACGCGGGUUCCAUGUGAGUACCACGACCUAGAGUCCGUGUUUAGUAAAUCUCGGGCCCUAUCCCUCCCAGCGUGCCAUCCCUAUGACUGUGCGAUCGACCUUCUGUCGGGAGCUCCAUUACCAUCCAGCCAGUUGUAUAAGAUCUCUGGACCAGAGAGGGUGGUAAUAGAGAAUUAUAUAACCGAGUCAUUAGCCACUGGGAUUAUCCGACUGUCCUCAUCUCUGUUGGGAGCUGGGUUUUUUUUCGUUGGUAAGAAGGAUGGGUCUCUCGGUCCGUGUAUCAAUUAUAGAGGCCUAAACGCCAUUACAGUAAAAAACAAGUAUGCGUUACCCCUUCUUUCAUCUGCCUUUGAACCGGUCCAUGGGGCCACGAUCUUUACUAAGCUUGAUCUUAGAAAUGCGUAUCACUUGGUCCGGAUCCGCCAGGGAGAUGAGUGGAAGACGCCUUUCAAGACUCCACUUGGACACAAAACCUGGUAUUAUAAAAAGGCCAGGGAGAUGAGUUUUUGUCCUGGACAGCAAGUGCUGUUGUUGCUCCCUACUUGUGACAAUAAGCUUCUCGUGAAAUGGCAGGGCCCGUAUGAGGUCACACGAUGUGUAGGGAAGCUUAAUUAUGAACUGUAUAUGCCUGAGAGGAAGAAAAAAUAUCAAACUUUUCAUAUUAAUCUUCUGAAACAAUAUCACAGGUCACCACAACAGUUUACUAUGUCAUCUGGGUCACAGUUAUCUCAACAGGAUCCACUGCAGAGUGAGGAGCGUGCAGAGACUGUUUUGUCCCAACUCAUUGUGGUGGAUGAUGAAGAGGAAGAUGAGCUAUUCUUUCCAGGCUGUGGCUCGGUACCACUCUUAAUUUCUUUCUCUCAUCUCCAGCCGUCUCAGCAGCAGGACAUAAAGCUCCUUUUGGAUCCAGAGUUGUUUCAGGAAAAACCCGGGUUUACAAGCUUGAUACAACACUGGGUUCACCUUAGAGAUGACGCCGCACCUCGUAGGAAGUUCUACAGGGUACCAGGAGGUGGGGAUCAUUGAGCCCGCGUUGAAAGAUCAGCUGUGGAAACUGCUCUCCAGGGUACGAUGGAUGACAGUAAUGAAGAAGAUCUGAUGGAUCUGUUCACUAGAAUGGGAUCUCAUUCCCUACCUCCAAAGAGCAACUUUAAGGCAGCUAUUGAAACAAUGGCAAUCUUACAGGAGCCCAAAUACAUUUUUGACUCUUUUUCCAUACCCAUGGCACAGGUAUAGCAACAUUUGUCAGACAAAACUAGUGUGCUGUUUCUGUAUGAUUCUAAACAGCCAACAGGCAAAUGAGUGGCAGAACUUUUAGUAACCACAAAUGCUGUCCCAACGAGAGCAGACAACAUUCAAUCAUCUGCAGCGUUUGGUCAUAAAUGUGUAGCUACUCUAGAAGUGCCCUACACCUACAGCUCAUACACUGAAUUUUGCAGUGAGUUCCACCACAUCCUGUCACGUGACUGUCAGGUUUCAGGCUGUGCGUUCUUGUUUUGCUGUUCUUUUCUCCAAGCAGGUUCAUUUGGAGGGUUGACUGUGCAGCUGCACUCUCUCAUACCUGGUGAGCAAUCAGGCUGAUGUGGAAGCUUAAAGGAGUAAGCAGCAGAUCACUCAAUGGCUGAGUGUCAACCUUAGUGGUACCUCUAGUCCUCUGUGCUUUGUUGUUUCCUGAUUUUUUAAGGUGCCUCGGUUACCUGAAUGCUAUCCUAGGCCGUCUUCCUCCACGGCCAAGCUCAGGUUGAAACCUCCCUGGAUUCCAUGUCUCCGGAUCUGAGUCACACUCCAGACUUCCGAGCCCAAGCCGAAAACCCUGUCCGCCCUCCAAUGAACCAAACGUCCGCCAACAAGCAAAACAAGCUGUCUCCUGGACCUGACACCUUCCCAGACCUAAACUCCACUCUCACCAUAAGCAGCCAUUCACUCUUUCAAUUCCUUUCUGCCUCUGGCCAACUAUCUCACCGCUACUUCUCUUCCCUAGAAGGCGAGGCUGACCCGGUCCCUGAGAGUUCCUGCCAUAACCGAAUACCAUUUGCUGCUCAAAAAUAAAAACCCUGUGUUAUAUUACUGUUUUAUUUUUGUUCUUUUGCAUACAACCUUGGUGUG
Messenger RNA from Girardinichthys multiradiatus, 2153 nucleotides. RefSeq lists its product as uncharacterized. The record is from RefSeq and is a predicted model, not a curated record. The transcript has 2 exons. Bases 18 to 1073 code for a protein of 351 amino acids. Lineage: Eukaryota; Metazoa; Chordata; Actinopteri; Cyprinodontiformes; Goodeidae.